ACAAUCAGCUUUUCGGAAGACAGCCCUCGUACGUAAUCUGGAAAUUUCGAAUUGCGCGCUCACCCCUCGUGCCGGUACUCUCUCCAAGAAGGCCGACGGCCGCUGGACACUACGGUCUGGCGUGAACGUUUCCUGAGCUCGUGGUUGAUUGUGCGGAAAAUUUUAUUGUGAGGAUCAACAUGUGCGAAAAAACGGGUGAUAUCGCUCUGAUAGGUUUGGCCGUCAUGGGUCAAAACCUCAUCUUGAACAUGAACGACCACGGAUUCACGGUUGUCGCUUACAACCGGACUGUCUCCAAGGUCGAAGAUUUUCUGAACAAUGAAGCCAAGGGAACGAAAAUCAUCGGUGCCGCGAGCCUAAAGGACAUGGUCAACAAAUUAAAGAAACCUCGUCGUGUCAUGCUGCUUGUAAAAGCUGGAUCGGCGGUCGAUGACUUCAUCAAACAGCUUCUGCCUCUCCUCGAACGCGGUGACAUCAUCAUCGAUGGAGGGAACUCCCAGUACGAGGACACCGAAAGACGCGUGAAGGAGUGUAAAAGUCAGGGGAUUUUGUUCGUUGGCUCCGGUGUAUCCGGCGGGGAAGAAGGGGCUCGUUAUGGACCUUCUCUCAUGCCUGGUGGGGACAAAGACGCCUGGCCUCACAUAAAAGCCAUCUUCCAGGGCAUCGCCGCAAAGGUGAAUGACGCGAAGGAUCAGAACAUAGUCGAGCCGUGUUGUGAUUGGGUCGGUGACGGAGGAUCAGGUCAUUAUGUGAAGAUGGUUCACAAUGGUAUAGAGUACGGCGAUAUGCAGCUUAUCUGUGAGGCGUACCAAAUCAUGAAGAGCGCUCUUGGUAUGACUCCGGAUGAGAUGGCCGAUGUUUUCGAGGAGUGGAACAAGGGGGAACUUGAUUCUUUCCUCAUCGAGAUCACCGCAAAAAUCCUCAAGUACAAGGAUACCGAUGGUCUCCCUCUCGUCGAGAAGAUUCGGGACACCGCCGGGCAAAAAGGCACUGGUAAAUGGACGGCAAUCGCCGGACUCGACAAAGGGAUCCCGGUGACACUGAUCGCGGAAUCUGUAUUCGCUCGCUGUCUGUCUUCAUUGAAAUCUGAUCGACUCGAAGCGGCUAAGCUGCUGAGAGGACCAGCGGACGCGCGAUAUCAUGGGGACAAGGCUCAAUUCAUCGAGCAUAUACGGCAAGCCCUGUAUGCAUCGAAAAUCGUUUCCUACGCUCAGGGUUUCAUGUUAUUUCGGGAAGCCGCUAAAGUUUACGGUUGGAGUUUGAACUACGGAGGGAUCGCGCUCAUGUGGCGAGGCGGCUGCAUCAUCCGCAGCCGUUUCUUGGGCGACAUAAAGAACGCCUUCGACAAAAACCCAGGAUUGACGAAUCUCCUCCUCGACGAGUUCUUUACGGAAGCCAUCCACCGAUGUCAAAGUUCGUGGAGGACAGUCGUAGCCACGGCAGUUCAACUCGGAGUCCCAACUCCCUGCUUCUCGACAGCGCUGGCCUUCUACGACGGUUUCCGCUCGGAGAGAGUUUCCGCCAAUCUCAUACAGGCGCAACGAGAUUUCUUUGGGGCUCACACCUACGAACUGGAAAACGCUCCCGGAAGCUUCGUCCACACUAAUUGGACUGGAACUGGAGGAAACGUAGCCUCAUCGACGUACAAUGCCUAAGCCGCUGGGCCGGCGCAACCAGUCGAGGAAAUUUUCCUUGGCGGACCGCUCGUUUAUGAUGCUUCCCGUUAUAGGAGGAGAUCUUCACUUGGCGACUCAGUGCUAUGUUGUUCGCUGUACCGGAAUCACACAUAGAACAAACUGUAAAAACUUGCCACACUCUCGACUUCGAAUAAAAGUAUUUUUCCAGUAAUUCCAA
Molecule: messenger RNA, 1854 nt
Organism: Galendromus occidentalis (western predatory mite)
Lineage: Eukaryota; Metazoa; Arthropoda; Arachnida; Mesostigmata; Phytoseiidae
Gene: Pgd
Product: phosphogluconate dehydrogenase
Exons: 8
Coding region: 180-1655 (491 amino acids)
Biological process (GO): pentose-phosphate shunt
Molecular function (GO): NADP binding; phosphogluconate dehydrogenase (decarboxylating) activity
Source: RefSeq, a predicted model, not a curated record